Molecule: messenger RNA, 684 nt
Organism: Marmota monax (woodchuck)
Lineage: Eukaryota; Metazoa; Chordata; Mammalia; Rodentia; Sciuridae
Product: acidic proline-rich protein HP43A-like
Exons: 3
Coding region: 1-684 (227 amino acids)
Source: RefSeq, a predicted model, not a curated record
AUGCUGGUGGUCCUGCUCACAGUGGCCUUGCUGGCCCUGAGUCCAGCUCAGAGCUCCAGUGAAGAGGCCAUCUAUGAAGAUUCUCCUUCCUCCCUGCCAUCAGAGGUCGAGGACCUAAGCCAGAGCUCCAAACAAGUCCCUCACAGACCACCUCCUGGAGGACGCCCACCCAGACCCCCUGCUGAUGGUGGAGACGAGAAUGACAAUGAAGUUGAAGGUGGUGAUUCAGAGCAGGGACCACCCCAAGAAGACAAUCAGCAGCCUCCUAAACCUCCUCGUCCUGGACAGCAGCAAGAACCACCCCAACAAGGAGCCCAACAGCAGCAUCCUCGCCCUCCUUGUCCUGAUAACCCACAGGGACCUCCACAAGAAGAAGCCCACCAGCGUCGUCGUCGCUCUCCUCAUCCUGGUAACCAGCAGAGAACACUCCAACAAGAAGAGCAGCAGCAGCAGCAGCAGCAGCAGCAACCAUUUCGCCCUCUUCGUCCUGGUAACCAGCAGAGACCACCCCAACAAGAAGAGCAGCAGCAGCAGCAGCAGCAGCAGCAGCAGCAGCAACCAUUUCGCCCCCUUCGACCUAGUAACCAGCAGAGACCACUCCAACAAGGAGGCCCCCAGCAGCAGCAGCAGCAGCAGCAGCAGCAGCAGCAACAGCCAAAUGGUCUUCCUCGUCCUGGAAACUAA